CCGGGAUGCUGAACCCAGCUUUGUCAUCGCAGGUCAGCCUUUCACACUGGGUCAUGCAUCUCCUACAGGUCGCGCCUUCCGUUGUUAUAUCGCAUAUGAUUUGAGCAGCAACCGAGUUGUCUUUCUGAAAGAUACUCGGCGAAUUUUAGCUCCAGACUUCCUUGCAGAGGGAAAAAUCUACGAGCGACUACAUGAAGCAGGAGUACCUCAUAUAGCGGAAUUUUUAGUAGCUGGUGGUAUUCCCGGACAGAACCAUGAAACAUAUGCCGAAUGGCACAUCAAUGUUCAGCAAAGGCGGCAUCAGCAUUAUCGACUUGUGCUGGGAACUAUUGGACGAGAUCUUCUUCUUUUGAGUCGUCGUAGGAGAUGCUUAAUGCGGUCAAAGAUGCAAUCAUAGCCCACGAAAAAGCUGUUAUCAAGGUUCAAAUUAUGCACCGCGACAUUAGCGUUGGUAACAUACUGAUUACAGAAGAUUGCAACGGACACAUUGGUGGUAUUCUCAUCGAUUGGGAUUUGAGCAAGUCAAUCAAAGAUCUCAACAAAGGACCCAGAUCUAUAGAGAGAACAGGAACAUGGCAGUUCAUCUUCGUUCAUCUAUUGCUGGAUAGGACCGCCGUGCAUAGCGUGUCUGACGAUCUGGAGUCCUUUGUACAUGUGCUUACAUGGGUCAUUCUUCGCUUCACACCAAGUGCCCUUACCGCUGACAAGUUGGCGUCGCUUCUUAAACAGUUGUAUGAAGAAGCAGAGGAUAUUCUUGAUGAUUCCGCUGUCAGUGGAGGGUAUACUGUACGUGGGGGACAAACAAAGCGGACGACUCUUGCCACUGCACUUAUGGUCCUCCAACAAAUGAAAUUGUUGAACAAGAAUUUGGAUCGUCUUCUGACGACCUUGCUUCGUGGUUUCGGGGUAAGGUAUGGCUCUGAACUACAUGUCAAUGUCAUGGUGCUAGAAAAGAAUCCCCCUGCCACUCAAGCAUUGUUGGGCCGUAUCCAAAGCCACAAGUGGAUUUUGGAAGCAGUCACUGCCGCACUGAACGAUCGUUCUGCAUGGCCUGCCAAUGAUCGAUCUCGACACAACCCAGUGCUCAAGGUCGAGGCAACAGCGCUGAAUAGGAUGAAAAGGAAAUCAGAACGGGAACGGCACAACGACUUUAUUCGGCUAACGCAGAAGGUCCGCAUCAUAAAUGAGGAAAGGCAGGCCUUGAUCAGGAUGAAGCAGGUCCCGCCGGGGAAGAGGAAACAGUUGAAAAAGAAUGAGACAUGUUAAUGUGAAGUAGUCAUACUAAGGUUAUGUAUCUGUUGGGAUAGCAAUCCCGAGCGAGUACGAGAACGUACUCGAAGAUACGAUGCCAGUCAGCGGCAGCUGACUUGGAUCGUGAUCCGGACUUAUUUAGUAUCUCGUAGAAAGAUCUCGAAGUAAUACAAAAUGUAUUUAAGUAGAACGUCUCUCUCUCGAGA
This is a messenger RNA of Guyanagaster necrorhizus, 1457 nucleotides long. RefSeq lists its product as uncharacterized. The record is from RefSeq and is a predicted model, not a curated record. Gene Ontology annotation, biological process: protein phosphorylation. Lineage: Eukaryota; Fungi; Basidiomycota; Agaricomycetes; Agaricales; Physalacriaceae. The transcript is spliced from 3 exons. Gene Ontology annotation, molecular function: ATP binding; protein kinase activity. The coding region runs from base 367 to 1266 and encodes 299 amino acids.